Molecule: messenger RNA, 2005 nt
Organism: Salvelinus sp. IW2-2015
Lineage: Eukaryota; Metazoa; Chordata; Actinopteri; Salmoniformes; Salmonidae
Product: CDGSH iron-sulfur domain-containing protein 1-like
Biological process (GO): regulation of autophagy
Cellular component (GO): intracellular membrane-bounded organelle; mitochondrial outer membrane
Molecular function (GO): 2 iron, 2 sulfur cluster binding
Source: RefSeq, a predicted model, not a curated record
CAGUUCAUGAAACCAACACUUUACAUGUUGCGUUUAUAUUUUUGUUCAGUAUAGUUAGAUGCUAGCUGUGUGUUCACAUUCUGUGGGUCCCAGCUCAUGUUGGGGUAGGAGGAUAUGGUAACUCUGAGGAGAUAGAUGUGGUAGUCCGUUAGGGGAGAUGGAAUAACUAGGUGUUGACCCAGGAGUGGCAACGUGAGUGGGGGAGAGAGGACCGGGGAAGGCAUUGGUUUUAUUGGUUGACGGCAGGUAGGGGCAGGGAGGUCCUGCAUAAAAACAAACUCACUUCCUUGACAACAUCGUUCACCACUGCUCUGCGAAGCCCAAGACGUAUGAAUGGCCUGGUUUCUGCAGAGGCCAUAUCACCUAAACGCUGCAGGGUCAAUGCAGACCGCGUAUUGACCAUGUAAUGCCUUUUAGGCUAUUAGAUAUUUCAAUGUGUAAUUCGCACUCCGACCUGAGAGGCAGCAAAACAGCGUCUAGUCUGCCGGAACGCACAAGAAAAAUAAGUGCGUUUACAUUGUCAAACAUCUUAAAGUAUGUGCCAUUUACUACGCAUUCUUUAAGACGUACGCAUUGUUAGCGACGCUUGCUCAACAGGACUGCAUUCGUUCAACGUUACAAGCCAUGAGUUCUAACGUUUCCUUGUCAAAAGCGGAGUUGGCGGCAGCCAUCGGUGUGACUGCAGGAGCUACAGCUGCGGGCAUCCUCCUCCUCCAGUACUUCUCCAAGGGGUCAGGGGUCAAGCCCAAGGUCAACUUGGACCUGCAGAAAGACAACCCCAAAGUGGUGCAUGCUUUCGACAUCGAGGACCUCGGGGAUAAGGCGGUGUACUGCAGGUGUUGGAGAUCCAAGAAGUUUCCCUACUGCGAUGGCGCUCAUGCUAAACAUAACCAGGAGACGGGGGAUAACGUCGGUCCCCUCAUCAUGAAAAGAAAGGAGGCCUGAAUCCAGUCAGUCAUCCAUCCAUCCAUCCAUGUUAUCCCAUGACUGCUGCUGACAUACUGAUGAACACAAGUGCUCUUCGCUACAGAAAGGAUGACAGUGGUUGACGGUACACUUGGUAGUUGCUCUGAAACAUGGUGACCAAAUCACCUUUUUUGGGCUAUAUUUAUUUUAUUUAUUGAUUGAAGCCACCCUUAUCACAGGACCAAGCGGUUAUCAAUUUUUGGUGGAAAAUGACUUUGUAGUCAUACCUAGAAUAAUGGUAGAUAUUUCGCUAGGAUUACCAAGGAAACAUGGGUGUAGAAGUACUGUAAAGCAAAGUGCCACGCUGGUUGUAUAUAUUUAAUUGAACUAUGGUAUCUGUGCUGUUAUUUUCAGAAUGUUUGUUUUGAUCAAUGUUUUUGCCUUUCUUUUAUACUGUAGACAUCGCAACGUAUCUGUCCCUUUAUGAUAUCAUAGAGAUCACAACGAUCUGUCCCAUUAUGAUAUCAUAGAGAUCGCAACGUAUCUGUCCCUUUAUGAUAUCAUAGAGAUCGCACCGUAUCUGUCCCUUAUGAUAUCAUAGAGAUCGCAACGUAUCUGUCCCAUUAAUGAUAUCAUAGAGAUCGCAACGUAUCUGUCCCAUUAUGAUAUCAUAGAGAUCGCAACGUAUCUGUCCCUUUAUGAUAUCAUAGAGAUCGCAAACUUAUCUGUCCCAUUAUGAUAUCAUAGAGAUCGCAACGUAUCUGUCCCAUUAUGGCACCUGUGAGUGUACGGGCAGCGCCAUUGAGGAAAUCUCUAUUUUGAAGUAGUCCGUUUUCUUCUUCUGCUACUUCUGAGUUGGUAAACAAACUGAAAGGGUGUACACUGCCACCUAGAGGGUGUUGUCUGAACAGGUAUAAAGACAAGGUUGGUGACUUACUGCCACCUGCAGUUAUGGAAUGUUUGCGCACAAAUAUAAUUCAUUGUCUGAUCCCGCCUGAUGACCUUGAUGGAAUUAUGUGAGACUUCCUUAACCCAUAGGAAGUCCCACCAGUUGACUACUUAAAAAUGGUGAAAGUCCUCAAUGGCAAUGCCCAUGCUA